Molecule: messenger RNA, 2358 nt
Organism: Poeciliopsis prolifica (blackstripe livebearer)
Lineage: Eukaryota; Metazoa; Chordata; Actinopteri; Cyprinodontiformes; Poeciliidae
Gene: tmprss9
Product: transmembrane serine protease 9
Exons: 15
Coding region: 1-2358 (785 amino acids)
Biological process (GO): proteolysis
Molecular function (GO): serine-type endopeptidase activity; protein binding
Source: RefSeq, a predicted model, not a curated record
AUGGACGUCAGUAAGGAUGGCAGUGGAGGGUCUUGGUCACCCUCACCCUCUAACCCCGGCUGUCAUAAAGGCAUUGUUGCAGUCUGCAUCAUCUUUUUCCUUAUUGUUGGCAUCUUUGCAGGCCUCGCUAUUGCAUACCUGAUGGAGGAACAGCAUGAUUUCUUGGAAACCGUGGAGCUGAAAGGACUCAAGUACAAUUCUGAUCUGGAGGAUGGAAACUCUGGUUUCUCUAUAAUGCUUUCCUCAGCUUUAAAGUCCAAAGUUAAAGAUAUCUUCACUGCCUCAUCAAUAUCAAAACAUUAUGAUGGCUGCAGUAUUAUUGCUUUUGGUAGCAUACAUGGUGAUGUGAUGGCAACAUUAAGACUGUUCUUCAGGGUAUCCAAAAUCCAGCAGUAUUCAAGUAACUUUGUUCAAGAGCUGCUGAGAGCAGGGCUCAGCUCUGUGUUGCAUGGGGAACCACUAGAGGUGCCUGGGUUUGGACAGAUCAGCGCUAUUGUCGUAUUGGGAGCCAGCGGGAAGUCAUUUUAUGUAAUUGGAGAUGAGAUGAUAGCAAGGUGUCCAGAAAAUGUUUACACCUGUGAAAACGGGGAAUGUAUUUCCAAAAGAAACCCAGCGUGUGACUUCAUCCCCGACUGUGCAGAUGCAUCUGAUGAGGCUCGCUGUGACUGCGGCUUACGCCCGGCAAUGAGGAGUCGGAUAGUUGGUGGUGAGGACGCCCGGCAAGGAGAGCUGCCCUGGCAGGUCAGCCUGAGGUACCACUGGAGGCACACAUGUGGAGCCUCCAUCAUCAACGAGCGCUGGAUCGUCAGUGCAGCACACUGCUUUGAAGGUGCCAACAAUCCCAGUGAAUGGACAGCACUGGUUGGAGCCAACCUGGCCAACGGCCUAGAGGCCGAGUCGAGAACUAUCAACAUCAAGUCGAUAAUUGUCAACCCUGAAUACGACCCCAUGACCAGCAACAACGAUGUGACUGUCCUGGAGCUGGAGACGCCCCUCACCUUCAACUCCUACAUCCAGCCUGUCUGCAUUCCCCCUCAGUCCCACGUCUUUCAGCCGGGUCAGAGCUGCAUUGUGUCUGGGUGGGGCGCUCUGCAGCAGUUUAGCACACAUGUCCCCAACACGCUGCAGAAAGCGUUGGUCAAGAUCAUAGACUCCGAGACGUGCAAUCAGUCGUCUGUGUACAGAGGUGCUAUUACUCACAAAAUGAUGUGUGCUGGAUUUCUGCAGGGGAAGGUGGACUCCUGUCAGGGUGACUCUGGAGGGCCCCUUGUGUGCGAGGGUGGACCUGGGAGGUUCUUUCUGGCCGGGGUGGUGAGCUGGGGUGUGGGUUGUGCCCAGGUCAACAGGCCUGGAGUUUACGCCCGCGUCACCAAGCUCAGAAACUUCAUUCUAAAAUACACAGAUCCAGCUUUGGUCAAUGACCAGGUAAAGCCUGUUCCAACAACACCAGCCCCGUUGACCAGUAAGUCCUCUGGGAGCCUCCCAGUGCCUCAGAGCAGAUGUAUUCCAGCCAUAAACUGCAGUGAGAACUUCCAAUGUGGCUCCAGUUUGUGCAUCAGUAAAGUCAACCCAGAGUGUGACAGAAUCCCCGACUGCCCCAAUGAAGCUGACGAGAAAAACUGUGACUGCGGUGUUCGUCCUGCUCUGGACGUUCAGCGGAUCAUAGGUGGAGUCACGGCUCGGCGGGGAGAGUGGCCGUGGACUGGCAGUCUGCAGUACCAGAAACAACAUCGCUGUGGCACCACGCUCAUUCACAAGAAGUGGUUACUGACUGCUGCACACUGUUUUAACAGUGAUUCUAGCCCCACUGAGUGGGCUGUAAGCCUCGGGUCUGUGCUGCGGUCUGGGUUAGGCGCGUUGGUUAUUCCCAUACAGAGAGUGGUCAUCCACCCGGCUUUCAACGGCACCAAUAUGGACCAUGACGUGGCUCUGGUGGAGCUGGCAGUCCCGGCCCCGGUGUCCUACACCGUCCAGCUGGUGUGUCUUCCCUCGCCGGUGCAUCUCUUCCUGCAGAACUCUGAGUGCUACAUCACAGGCUGGGGAUCCAUGAAGGAAGGAGGCUCUCUGACCAAUCUGCUGCAGAAAGCUGCAGUGAACAUCAUUGAUCAGGAACACUGUCAGCUGUCAUAUGGCAACUUGCUGACUCCCAGUAUGAUGUGUGCCGGAUUCAUGGAGGGAGGACGGGACACCUGCCUGGGGGAUUCUGGUGGGCCGUUAACGUGCCGCCAUCACUCUGGCCCGUGGUUCAUCGCCGGUGUGACCAGCUGGGGACACGGAUGUGGGCGAACUGGUUUUCCAGGGGUUUAUACUCGGGUGACCUCGGUUAGGAAAUGGAUAUCAACAUACCUACCUUUCUGA